Setaria italica (foxtail millet) is the source of this 6073-nucleotide messenger RNA. Its product is annotated as phospholipid-transporting ATPase 2. The record is from RefSeq and is a predicted model, not a curated record. The transcript has 27 exons. The coding region runs from base 311 to 3622 and encodes 1103 amino acids. NCBI's taxonomy places the organism in Eukaryota, Viridiplantae, Streptophyta, Magnoliopsida, Poales, Poaceae. Gene Ontology annotation, biological process: phospholipid translocation. Gene Ontology annotation, molecular function: ATP hydrolysis activity; ATPase-coupled intramembrane lipid carrier activity; ATP binding. Gene Ontology annotation, cellular component: plasma membrane.
CCCGCCGGGAGGACCGAGCAUUUCUGUCGAUCUUUCUCGCCGUGAGCCGGUGACCUGACUCACCGCCGCGGGAAUCGCCGGCGCCUUCUCUUCUCUGCACCUGCCGACGGCUGGAUCCGAAAGGGGAUCAUCUUCCGCGAGCUCGCGUCCUCCUCCAGCCCACCUCCGCCACUCACCGCCUCUGUAGGCCGAAAGGCUGGAAUCUGCAGAAAAUCGCCCGCCAAUUCACAUCCGACAGGCUUUUGCUCAGCUGAUCUCAUCUGGACAAUCAACCUGAAGAGAUUACCAUAGCGUGCAUGGUUUUUUGGGAAUGAAGCGUUUUGUCUACAUAAAUGACGAGUCUUACCAGAAUGACUACUGUGAUAAUCGGAUUUCUAAUACAAAGUACACCUUAUGGAACUUCUUGCCGAAAAACCUGUGGGAACAAUUCAGGCGCUUCAUGAAUCAAUAUUUCUUAUUGAUAGCCUGUCUGCAACUAUGGUCACUUAUCACUCCUGUAAAUCCAGCAAGCACUUGGGGCCCACUUAUAAUUAUCUUUGCAGUUUCCGCAACCAAAGAGGCAUGGGAUGAUUACAACAGGUAUAUUUCAGACAAACAAGCGAAUGAAAAAGAAGUGUGGAUUGUUAAGAAUGGUGCCCGGAAACAUAUUCAAGCCCAAGAUAUCCGUGUUGGUAACAUAGUUUGGAUUCGAGAGAAUGAAGAAGUACCAUGUGAUCUUGUUUUGUUGGGAACAUCUGAACCACAAGGCCUCUGUCAUGUUGAGACAGCUGCUCUUGAUGGGGAAACUGAUUUGAAGACAAGAGUAAGUCCACCACCGUGUGUAGGGCUGGAGUUUGAACAGUUGCACAAAAUAAAGGGUGUGAUCGAGUGCCCGAUACCAGAUAAAGACAUACGAAGAUUUGAUGCAAACAUCCGCCUGUUUCCUCCAUUUAUUGAUAAUGACAUUUGUCCAUUGACUAUUAAUAACACAUUGCUACAGUCAUGCUACUUGAGAAAUACAGAAUGGGCUUGUGGAGUAGCAGUUUAUACUGGCAAUGAAACUAAGUUGGGAAUGAGUAGGGGUGUCCCAGAACCCAAGCUAACUGCUAUGGAUGCAAUGAUCGAUAAGCUUACUGGUGCCAUAUUCUUAUUUCAACUUACAGUCGUUGUUGUUCUUGGGGCCGCAGGCAAUGUUUGGAAGGAUGCAGAAGCUCGCAAGCUAUGGUAUGUUAAGUAUGAUGACAACGAACCAUGGUAUCAGAUUCUGGUUAUACCUCUGCGGUUUGAACUAUUGUGUUCUAUUAUGAUUCCGAUUUCAAUAAAGGUUUCUUUGGACUUUGUUAAAAGUCUAUACGCAAAGUUUAUAGAUUGGGACGAGGAUAUGUAUGACCUGGAAAAUGACACACCUGCCCAUGCAGCCAACACAGCAAUUAGUGAAGACUUGGGGCAGGUCGAAUAUAUUUUGACAGAUAAAACUGGGACAUUGACUGAGAACAAGAUGAUCUUCAGAAGGUGCUGUAUUGGGGGUACCUUUUACGGGAACGAAUGUGGAGAUGCGCUCAAAGAUGUUGAACUACUGAAUGCUAUCGCCAAUAAUUCUCCUCAUGCCAUCAAAUUUCUGACAGUCAUGACACUCUGCAAUACAGUAAUUCCUAUAAAAAGUCCUAGCGGAUCAAUUUUGUAUAAAGCCCAGUCCCAGGAUGAGGAUGCUCUUGUAAAUGCAGCUGCAAAUUUGCAUAUGGUUCUUGUCAGCAAAAAUGGAAAUAAUGCAGAAAUUCACUUCAAUCGGCGAGUGAUGCGAUAUGAGAUACUCGACAUUCUUGAGUUCACAUCUGAUCGGAAAAGAAUGUCUGUCGUCGUUUUGGAUUGUCAGAGUGGCAAGAUUUUUCUCUUGUCCAAAGGCGCUGAUGAGGCAAUGCUUCCUUGUGCUUAUUCUGGGCAACAGACAAAGACGUUUGUUGAUGCUGUUGACAAAUAUGCUCAGCUGGGGUUGCGCACACUCUGCUUGGGAUGGCGUGAACUGGAAUCAGAGGAAUACACUGAAUGGUCUCGAUCAUUUAAGGAGGCCAAUAGUGCAUUAAUUGACAGGGAGUGGAAAGUUGCUGAGGUUUGUCAAAGAUUAGAACAUAGCCUGGAGAUUCUAGGUGUCAGCGCAAUAGAAGAUCGCCUCCAGGAUGGGGUACCAGAAACUAUUGAAAUACUGAGGCAGUCAGGAAUCAACUUCUGGAUGUUAACUGGCGAUAAACAAAGCACUGCCAUUCAAAUUGCUCUUUUGUGCAACUUGAUUUCUUCAGAACCUAAAGGGCAGCUCUUGCAUAUCAAUGGGAGAACUCGAGAUGAAGUUGCUAGAAGCUUGGAAAGAGUUCUUCUUACCAUGCGGAUAACAUCAUCAGAGCCUAAGGAGUUAGCUUUUGUAGUGGAUGGCUGGGCACUAGAGAUUAUUCUGACACAAUAUACUGAAGCUUUUACUGAACUAGCGGUUCUUUCAAAAACUGCGUUAUGCUGCCGUGUUACACCAUCGCAGAAAGCACAGCUAGUGAAGCUUCUAAAAUCAUGUGACUAUCGAACUUUGGCUAUCGGUGAUGGUGGAAAUGAUGUAAGGAUGAUACAACAGGCUGACAUUGGCGUAGGAAUUAGUGGUAGGGAAGGUCUUCAAGCUGCAAGGGCUGCUGACUAUAGCAUUGGCAAGUUCAGGUUUCUGAAAAGGCUGAUUCUUGUCCAUGGACGAUACUCUUACAAUCGAACUGCAUUUCUUUCGCAGUAUUCUUUCUACAAGUCAUUGUUAAUUUGCUUUAUUCAGAUACUUUUUUCUUUUCUUUCAGGCAUUGCUGGAACUAGUUUAUUCAACUCGGUUAGUUUGAUGGCUUAUAAUGUUUUCUACACAAGCAUUCCUGUUUUAACUACGGUCCUGGACAAGGAUUUAUCUGAAAAGACAGUGAUGCAAAACCCAGAGAUAUUACUUUACUGCCAAGCUGGAAGGCUUCUCAAUCCAAGUACUUUUGCUGGUUGGUUUGGUCGAUCAUUGUAUCAUGCAAUCAUUAUUUUCGUGAUAACCAUCCAUGCGUACGCAAAUGAGAAAAGUGAGAUGGAGGAGCUGUCAAUGGUUGCACUCUCAGGAAGCAUUUGGCUGCAGGCAUUUGUUGUGACAUUAGAGAUGAAUUCCUUCACAUUUGUGCAACUUCUGGCCAUAUGGGGGAACCUCAUUGGCUUCUAUGUCAUCAACUUCUUUAUCAGCAGUAUACCAGCUUCUGGAAUGUACACAAUCAUGUUUCGCCUCUGCGGACAACCGUCAUACUGGAUAACUCUGGUGCUGAUCAGUGGAGUUGGAAUGGGUCCUGUAUUAGCUCUGAAGUAUUUCAGAUACACAUACAGACCUAGCGCUAUCAACAUUCUUCAGAAGGCCGAGCGUUCAAGGGGGCCAAUGUACACCCUGGUGAGUCUGGAGUCUCAACUGAGAUCAGACAAAGACAAUAUGAUGGUAUCCAGUUCCACAACGCCAGUCAAGAAUAAGAGCUCUGUUUAUGAGCCUUUGCUUUCUGAUUCACCGAUGGCAUCCAGGAGAUCCCUUGCGCCGUCGUCAUUUGACAUCUUCCAGCCGGCACAUUCCAGAACAUCUCACCCGAGAAAUAUAAAAGCCAAUUAGUUUUUCCCCCCGACCGCAGUUCGCAAUAGAGGUUGAGAACAAUACAGCAUUGAAGCCUUCGAAAACAAGGAUCGUAAUUCAUAUAUAGCAUUGUAAAUUGUAAUCCGUCCGCUAACCGACACUCCAUCGACGAGAUCUUUUCCGUCCGCCUGCAGAAGCGCUUGUCCCCCCUUCCUCGUAUCAUGCUGCCCCUCACGGAUUGGCCACUGUUCUCCUGUUCCGUCUUUGCGGCAGCCGGCCGGCGAAGAUGAGAAUUGGCGGGGAAGUUGCCGCGCCCGAGGAAAAAAAUCGCGCGCGUAAGCAGAUAGGGUUCAUCAAGAGGAGUAGAGGACUUUUGACUAAGAGCCUAAAACCGACUACACUAGCUUGCUGGCCAUCUUUCCUCAAUAUUCCUUCUCUCUCCCAGAUCUCCGACAUGAUUCUCCAAUAUCACACCUCCCGAACGCUAGCGCACACCAUGUCCGCCACCAAGAUCGACCUGGAGUCGAGCUCAGCCGACAACUCCACCGCGGCCGGAGACGGCGAGAGGCAUCCUCCUGCUACCACAGGACUCCAUCGGCUCAGUCGAGAAGUGUACGCGGAAGAUCUGGGUUUGCGAGGGCAGUAGGCAGUUCAAUGACGCACCGCGUGCUCACCUACGUACCAGGCCUCUACAAGAUCUUCGAUGAGAUCCUCACCUACGCUGCCGACAACAAGCAGCGCGACCCGAGCAUGGACUCCCUCCGCGUGGAGGUCGACGUCGACCAGUGCUGCAUCUCCAUCUACUACAACGGACGAGGCGUCCCGAUUGAACUCCACCCGGAGGAGGGCCUAUACGUGCCGGAGAUGAUCUUCGGCCACCUCAGCAACUACGAAGAGAUAACUGGCGUCAAGCUGGCCAACUUAUUCUCCACGGAGUUCAUCAUCGAGACUGUCGACAGUCGCCUUGAAAAGAAGUACAAGCAGGUGACACAUUUCGGCUGUCCUCUUUCUUCGCGCAGAUGUUUCCAUUUGGUUUUCGAGCUGCUCCUUCAGCUUUCAUCACAUUGUUAUUUUUAGUUUUCGUGAUGCUACCAUUCAGCUUUCAUCACAUUGUCUUUUUUAGUUUCCGGGAUACUAUGAAUCACACCUGAAUUAUAUCAAUCAUUUGGUUAAAAAUCCAGCUCAUGUGUGACCAAACAAUCAUGUGGGCUAACAGGGCUGGAGGACUCCGAGGUUCAUAGGUGCAGAUCAAUCCCAAUCGUAGGAGAGUAGUAUGGAACAGACUUAUGUGAAGCAAUUUCCUUUAACUGUUGUAUCUGGAGUAUAAUUCAGAUAUAUAGGGCAUAAUGCCCUCUUGAAUAUUUUGCAGGCUUUCUCCGAGAAUUUGGGAAAGAAGUCAGAGCCCCAGAUCACAGUUUGCUUGCAGAAACUGGACAAGAAUCACAUUCAAGCCGGACCUUGCAAAAUUUCACAUGACCCACCUUGAUGAUGAUGCCAUGGCCCUUAUAAGGAAGAGAGUUGUUGAUGUGGCCGGUUUUUUAGGUGUAACCGUACAGGUUGUGUUUAAUGGCCAGAGGUUUCAACGGUUAAAGAACUUUCCAGAUUAUGUCCUUUGUUAUAUUAGCAGUGCUUCCAUAGACAGAGAAGAACGACUGCCAAAGUUUUGUGAUAUUUCAAACAAACUUCAGUUUGAAUAUUGUUAUGUCCGCAAGUCAAAGCUUGUACCAAUUGCGUUUCUAAUCAUUGAGCUUUUCUUUCUUUCAGGAUCUGCCAGAGGGUUAAUGAUCAGUUGGAGGUGUGUGUGACUCGAAGUGAGGGAACUUUUCAGCAGGUCAGCUUUGUAAACAAAUUUGCAACUAAUGAAGGGGGGACUCAUGUAGAUUAUGUGUCGAAUCAGAUUGCUGCCUGCAUUGCGAAGUUCUGUAGCAGGCACUUCAAGGUUGAAGAGUGUGAAGUUAAGAAACAUUUAUGGGUCUUCGUUAAUGCUUUCAUGGAGAACCCAACUUUCAAUUCACCGACCAGGGAUGCUUUGACCUCUCCUCAGGAGAGCUUUGGGUCAAGCUGUGAGCUUUCUGAUCACUUUGUCAAAAGCAUUUUUCAAUGCAUCAUCAGCAAACUAUCUCCAUGGAAUUCAUCAAAAGAUACGGAGCCUUCGAAAAGGAGGUGCUAGUGUGACUCCGGAUAUGCUUGUGUUGGGAGGACCCUUCAGCGCAUGAAGGCAGCUUAGAGAUAGCAUGUGGCUAUCCACAUUGGUUUGUUAGUCAAGGUGGUUUGAGUUGUUAGGAAGUGAAGUCAGGAGGUUGGUUAUCUGAUGGAUUAGAGGUUGUAUUUAGUAGCCAGCUAUAUAAUGCCAGGCCUGGAGGUUGUAUUAAGCAAGGAUCAGCUCAUGAAUGCUGCCCUCGCAAAAAUAUUGCUUUCUUUUCUGUCAUAUAUGGUCCAACUAUACUGUACUGUCGGUUGAAUGCAAUUGAACGAGAUAAAUUAUAAAUC